UCUGAGUAAAGAGAUAGCGGGAGAGAGUAUGAGGAUACUGGCAGGGCAGGGAGAGCAGGUGAUAUGGAGACAGUGUGGUGAUCUUCUCUGGUGAUGGACUCUGAUGAACUCACACAAGACUACAUAUAUUUCCGUAAGGCUCCAACCCCGAAAGCAGCUGCAGAGGACAGUGAGCGACUGCUGAAAGAGCUGUACAUGUUUGAUGUGCUGAGAGCAGACAGAACUACAGCUGCACACGGGCUGGAGCUGAGAGUGCCUUUCCUGGACCACAGGUUCACUGUCUACUACCUCUCUCUGCCUGAGGAGAUGAGGGUGCCCAAGGUUAACGACUCUCAGUUGGAGAAAGCACCUAACUUAUUCCCUUACAACACCCCACUACCAAAGAACCCUCUCCAUCUACAAGCCAGACAAGGACCAGUAUCCAGGCAACUUUAAGCAUGCUGCAUUAAUAUGAGGAUUAAAGGGAUGACUGCAUUCUCUGCAGUCUGCUUUUUAUUUAUAAUAUAUGGUGGGUCAUAAGUACAUUCUGUCGAACCCUCUAAUUUUUUUAAAGUCUCAGCAGUUACAGCAAAUGGCUCAGUUAUCUCAAAUGACUCGGUUAUCUUAAAUUUCCAAUUAUGCAUGG
Electrophorus electricus (electric eel) is the source of this 625-nucleotide messenger RNA. RefSeq names its product asparagine synthetase [glutamine-hydrolyzing]-like. Gene Ontology annotation, molecular function: asparagine synthase (glutamine-hydrolyzing) activity. Lineage: Eukaryota; Metazoa; Chordata; Actinopteri; Gymnotiformes; Gymnotidae. Gene Ontology annotation, cellular component: cytosol. The record is from RefSeq and is a predicted model, not a curated record.